UUUGGUGCUGUCUCUUUGUGGUCGGGAACAUAAACAACCCAUUUCUUGAGCAAGACGCUUUGCAAACCGAAGUUUGACACAGUUAGGAAGAGCUCAUUGUUCAUUUGACCAGUAUACAUUUUGGACGCUUCGUAUUCUCAACAAGGUCAGUCAUGAGACUCCACCUUCCUGUUCUGGUCUGCCUGGUAGCAGCUCUGUCCUCUGCUGCCAUUCCGUCACCGCGUGAUUUAUGGACUAAACUGAUCCUGACCCAGCAGUGGCCCAACACCUUCUGUGCUAUGGAACAUUGCCAUCCCAACUUUACCUACUGGACGCUCCAUGGACUGUGGCCUGAUAAAGGGAACCACUGCAAUUCCUCCUGGCAUUUCAACUCCUCUGAAAUAGAGGAUCUGCUCCCAGACAUGAGGAAGAGUUGGCCAGACCUGCUUAAUCCUUCAUCUGUACAAUUCUGGAAUUACGAAUGGUCUAAACAUGGAACAUGUGCGGCUGAAGCAGCUUCCCUGAAUAGUCAACAUAAAUACUUCAGCAAGGCGCUGGAAUUAUAUCAUAAGGUGGAUUUGAACAGCAUCCUGCUGAAGCUUAACAUCAUCCCAUCAUCUGACAAAUACUACAAUUUUUCAGAAAUUGAGGAAGGGCUGGAAAGGUUUUAUGGUGUGAAAGUUAAAAUUCAGUGUGUGCAUCCAUCAAAGAAUUCUGAGCCCCAGAUCUUGGGACAGAUUGAGAUCUGUUUCGACGCUGAAUUCACUCUGCAUGACUGUGGGAAGCAUUUUUCCAUCGACACUUUUUCAAGAGGACUCGGGGACCAUCCUCUUGGUGUAAACAAUCCGUCUGGACUCAGCGUUUGUGCCCAUGAUAUACCAGUUUAUUACCCGCCUACUCCUUAAAUGCAAACAUUCUCAGACAAAGGAAGUGUCACACACUACUAAUCUCCUUUUUUUUUAUGCACAAAAAAAAGGUUGGGGUUAACCAUAACCCUAGCUUUUGUUUGUAAAUGCAUUCUCAUUUAGCCUGCACAUUAAUAUGUAACCACUCUCUCGCUCUGUACUAUGGGAGGAAAGUUUGAAAUCAAAUUUACUUUAGCCAAAAUCAUAUUUGCAUUUACAGAAACAAAAAUGAAAGAUAAACAUGGAAGCUAAAUAUUUUUGGAGUAACCUCUUUAUCAUGCCAAUGUCCCUAAAGUGAAGAGGUUUAAGCUGGGUUUGUACUCGCUGCAUGGAACAGGGCUUAAGGUGGUGCAACUCAGCCUUUCUGUAACUUUGCGUGGACAAAUUCUUUUUUACUGACGUCAAAUGGGUUGAAAGUUUCAAGCGGCAACAUUUUGUUAAAUGCUCUAUUGUUACUUUUUAAUCUGUGACUUCAAACUACAAACACAAAUUACUGGUAUACCUUCAGGGGUACGUUUAUUGGCCAGGUUUGAGUACAAACAAGGAUUUAAAUUUCUGUUUCCAUCACUUGUAGAGUAAAUUCAGCCUAAACAACCCCCCACAGAAGUUAAGCCAUCAGCUUUUAUUUAGUAUGGCCAAGUUUUUCUUUUUUUUAAUCUUUUAUUUAAAAGAGAUCCCUCUGGGAUUUACAUACCUGCUGUAUUCUCCAUCUUCACAAAUUCCUCUAUGCAAGAGAUUAACAUAUCAUCUUCUUCUUUACCUCCACCCCUGUUUAUUUCUGUUUAACUUCCACAAACACAUGAACUAUUCAUCAGACACAAAAGACAGCAGAAUUUAGGUGGUUGUGAGGAUUCAAGUCAGACUCUGUGAUAACAUUAAUGAGUUAGCCUAGUGAGAUAGUUUUGAUUUCCUCCCUUUCCUUCUGUCUUACUGCACUAUGCUGGAGGACAUUCUUACCCAUCUACCCAUGGAUAUUGUCAACACACUGCCUUAGUGACUACCAGACCAAUGCAAUGUGAUUAGACAGAAAAAAAGUAUAUUUUUGCAUAGCUGUUCUGGGAAAACUGGUAUUUUAUAAUCUGAUUUAUAAUCUAAUGCUGAAUAGAAUAAGACAAACAAUAGAGUCCCAUGUGUGAUCUUUGUUUUUUUCUGAAUUAUAGCCCAAUGUUGUUGAAAUCUGCCUAACUUGAUCUGGAUUGCAGGUAGUUAUGUAGUGCCUUUUCAAGUCAGAUGACCCCAAAGCUCAUUACACUACAUUCAGUCAUUCAUACACUUAUGGUUGCAAGAUACAUUGAAGCUACAGCUGUCCUGGGGCUCACAAACAGAAGCCAGGCUCCUGAAAAUAAGGCAACACAGACUCUCUGACCACCAUCAAUAGGCUGCAGGUAAAGUGUAUUUACCAAGAAACAACUUAGCCUGAUGGAGCCGUUGUUUAUUAAUGAACUUUUUUUUAUUUAACUUUACAUAAAAUGUAAGGUUAGAUAUGGGCCUUUAAAUACUUUGUAUUUGUAUUGUUAUUCUUCAACAUAAAUGAAGAAGUUCAGUUCAGCAAAAAAAGCAAAGACUAACAACAAAUAAUGUUGACAAUAUAAUGCAAGAGGAAAUUAUUAAUAGAGAUAUGAACGAAUGUGAGUAAUAAUAUUUGAAAAAAGACAUAGAGGUAGUAUUUCGUAAUUAAACAUAAAUCCCUAAAAAUCAUUUCUUUUUUAAAGACCUCAUAGUUGUAUUUCCUUUUUUUUGUGGAUUUAAAGUUGAUCCAGGGAAAUCUGAAGGGUUUUUCUUAUGGUGAAAUAAAAUUGUCUUUUUUUUUU
Cyprinodon variegatus (sheepshead minnow) is the source of this 2695-nucleotide messenger RNA. RefSeq names its product ribonuclease T2-like (gene rnaset2). Gene Ontology annotation, biological process: RNA catabolic process. Gene Ontology annotation, cellular component: extracellular region. NCBI's taxonomy places the organism in Eukaryota, Metazoa, Chordata, Actinopteri, Cyprinodontiformes, Cyprinodontidae. The transcript is spliced from 10 exons. The record is from RefSeq and is a predicted model, not a curated record. Bases 153 to 884 code for a protein of 243 amino acids. Gene Ontology annotation, molecular function: RNA binding; ribonuclease T2 activity.